AUGGCGCUCUCGCCCAAAUACAUCACCGGCGACAAGUCUGCCAUCAAUGAAUUCAUAGACAAGUUUGACACGUUUCUAUUUGAUUGCGAUGGCGUCCUCUGGUCUGGUGACCAUGUGUUCGACGGGGUGCCGGAAACCAUCAUGAUGCUAAAGGCCAAGGGCAAAAGAACCGUUUUUGUGACAAACAACUCCACCAAGUCCCGCGACGACUAUGUCAAGAAGCUUUCCAACCUGCACAUCCCCUGCGAAAAGGAGGACGUCUUCGGCUCGUCCUACUCGGCAGCGAUAUACAUCUCCCGCAUCCUCAAACUGCCGCCGGGGAAGAACAAGGUGUUCGCGCUCGGCGAGGCCGGAGUGGAGGCGGAACUCGCGGCUGAAGGUAUCCCUUGCGUCGGUGGCACCGAUCCUAGUUUCAGGAGGGACAUGACCCCGGAGGAUUUCAAGGGGCUGGCGGAUGGAUCGCUGUUGGACCCCGAGGUCGGUGUCGUGCUGUGCGGGUUGGAUUUCCACGUCAAUUAUCUGAAGCUCAGCACCGCGCUGCACUACCUGAAGCGCGGCGCCGUGUUCCUCGCCACCAACACCGAUUCGACGUUGCCUAUGCAUCAUAGCUUCUUCAUGGGGGCGGGAUCGUGCAUGAUUCCGCUGGAGUAUGCUAGUGGGCAGAAGCCGUUGGAGCUGGGAAAGCCAAGUCAGGCCAUGAUGGACGCCGUUGAGGGCAAGUUCCAGCUCGACAGGUCGAGGACGUGCAUGGUUGGUGACCGGUUGAACACUGAUAUCAAGUUUGGUGUUGAGGGCAAGCUCGGCGGCACUUUGCAUGUUCUCACGGGCGUGCACAAAAAGGCGGACUGGGACAAGAAGGAUGCGGUGGCAGUUCCAGCCUAUUACGCCGAUCAAUUGAGUGAUUUGAAAAUAGUAGCCUAG
Molecule: messenger RNA, 921 nt
Organism: Ustilaginoidea virens
Lineage: Eukaryota; Fungi; Ascomycota; Sordariomycetes; Hypocreales; Clavicipitaceae
Exons: 4
Coding region: 1-921 (306 amino acids)
Molecular function (GO): alkaline phosphatase activity; phosphoglycolate phosphatase activity
Source: RefSeq, a predicted model, not a curated record